Molecule: messenger RNA, 2949 nt
Organism: Ceratitis capitata (Mediterranean fruit fly)
Lineage: Eukaryota; Metazoa; Arthropoda; Insecta; Diptera; Tephritidae
Gene: hrg
Product: poly(A) polymerase type 3
Exons: 8
Coding region: 897-2921 (674 amino acids)
Cellular component (GO): nucleus
Molecular function (GO): poly(A) RNA polymerase activity; RNA binding
Source: RefSeq, a predicted model, not a curated record
AUUCGAUGUGUUUUGGACUUUUCUUUUCGAGUGAGCGUUGUUUUGUACUGCGGUGAUUAAAAAUUUUUCCUUAAAAGAUUUCCGCAAAAUCAGUAAUAUUUAUAAUUAUAAACGUUAAAGAGCGCAUAAUUAGAUACAUAAGUGUGUUAUGAAAGUUAUACUGCGUGAGAAAAUUUAGUACAGAAAAAUACAGGCUAUCGUAAGGAUUUGCAUAAAAAACAUAGGGAGAGAUACGUAUGCGUGUGACGAAUGGAAAAUAAUCGUAAAAGAGAAAAUCAGAGAAGAACGCAUAAAAGCUAUCGAAAAGAGAAGUAAACGACAAAGGGAAGAAUCGCCGUCGACAACGACGUCGACGACAGCAGGGAAGACAACGUUGCUGAGCGAAAUUAGAGCGAUAUAUUUACAAUGAAAAUUCGCAUAUAAAGAUUUAAAAAAGCAAACACUAUACUCAGCAUAUUUAAUAAAUAAGACGCAUAAUUGUUUUAGACACUCAUAAACAAAUGUAUAGUUGAUAACAAAAGAUGUUAAUGUUGAAGACACGGCAGCAGUGAAAAAAAAAAUUGCUAAGCACAGAAAAGGGAUUUUAUAGGUAUUCAUCUUCCGUGCACACGUACGCACAUGCGGUAAAUAAGCAGGUAAUAAAUAUGCGCUGUGCUUCAAGCAAUACACAAGAAAUCGUUUAAAAGGGUUUCUUUAUCAUACAUUUAUUCAUAAAUAUUAGUUGGACAUACCCUAAUAGAGUAACAAUAGAGUUAAAUAGCGAAAACCAAGCUAAUCAUUAAAUUCCAAGCAUACAAUUGAAAUAAUAUACGGACCCAAAACUACUGUCGUAUUAAGUACAAGGCUCCACUCUUAUACAACUUGAUCUUUGCUGAAGAAGAUUAUACUGUUCCAAAAUGUGGAAUUCAGACACACGUUCACAGAAUGGCUCUCCCAGCUAUGGUAGUUAUAAUUCCGGUAAUAGUAAUGGUAGAAAUGGCUCACCGCAUCAUCAAGCACAAUCACAACAACAACAACAACAGCAACAGCAGCAACAACCUGUUAAACAACUGGGCAUGACUUCAGCUAUCAGCUUGGCAGAGCCACGACCAGAAGAUUUGCAAAAAACAGAAGAAUUACGCAAAGCAUUAGAACCGUUUAAAGUGUUUGAGACCCAAGAUGAGCUGAAUCAUCGUAUGGAGAUUUUAGCCAAACUCAAUACAUUGGUCAAGCAAUGGGUUAAAGAUGUCUCGAUGGCAAAGAAUAUGCCUGAAGCGGCAGCCGAAAAAUUGGGUGGCAAAAUAUAUACAUUCGGUUCAUAUCGUUUAGGUGUGCAUCAUAAAGGUGCCGAUAUUGAUGCGUUAUGUGUUGCACCUCGCAACAUAGAACGCACUGAUUACUUUACAUCGUUUUUUGAAUUGUUGAAAAAACAAUCGGAGGUGACAGAGUGUCGCUCUGUGGAGGAGGCUUUUGUACCGGUCAUUAAGAUGAAUUUCGAUGGUAUCGAAAUUGAUUUAUUAUUUGCGCGCUUAUCACUUAAAGAGAUACCAGACGAUUUCGAUUUACGUGAUGAUAAUUUACUGAAGAAUUUGGAUCCACGUUCGGUGCGCAGUCUAAAUGGCUGUCGUGUUACGGAUGAGAUAUUGGCAUUGGUGCCAAACAUAGAAAAUUUCCGUUUGGCGUUGCGUUCAAUCAAGUUGUGGGCGAAAAAACAUGGCAUUUACUCUAACUCCUUGGGCUAUUUUGGCGGUGUGACGUGGGCUAUGCUUGUAGCGCGCACCUGCCAGCUAUAUCCCAAUGCAACAGCUUCAACGCUGGUGCAUAAAUUCUUCCUAGUUUUCUCACGCUGGAAGUGGCCAAACCCAGUGUUGCUCAAGCAUCCGGAUAAUGUAAAUUUGCGGUUUCCGGUCUGGGAUCCACGUGUAAAUGCUUCGGAUCGUUACCAUUUAAUGCCGAUUAUUACGCCGGCUUAUCCACAGCAGAAUUCUACGUUUAACGUUUCGGAGUCCACUAAGAAAGUUAUACUUAAUGAGUUUAAUCGUGGCAUGGUUACCACAGAUGAAAUAAUGAUUGGUCGUGCAACAUGGGAUCGCCUUUUCGAGGCACCCAGUUUUUUUUACAAAUAUCGCCACUUUAUCGUACUUUUAGUAACUUCACAAACUGGCGACGAUCAGUUGGAGUGGUGUGGCUUAGUCGAAUCGAAAAUUCGUUUAUUGGUUGGUAAUCUCGAACGUAAUCAACACAUCUCUUUAGCACAUGUAAAUCCAACAUGUUUUGAUUAUAAAAAAGGCGCUGCCAACACGCCAAACAAUAGUGGCAAUGAUGAUGAUAAAUCCGGCGCCAAUCCACCAGUUUGUUCAGCACCAUUUUGUUCGAUGUGGUUCAUUGGAUUAGAGUUUGAACGCACGGAAAACUUGAAUGUUGACCUCACAGAGAGCAUACAGAAUUUCACGGAACAUGUUAUACAACAUGGGGUCAAUAUAAAAAUGUUAAAAGAUGGCAUGAAUAUUGAAGCGCGACACGUGAAACGUAAAUCGCUUUCACAAUAUUUAGAUACUGAUUUUUUGAAGCGCGAGCGCAAAUCCAUGGAUCAGCAUAAUAGUUUUAGUAAUGCACUUUUAGCUAAUCGGAAACGUAUCUCUGGCGAAAUGCUAACGCAGAAAAAAGCGCGUCUAAGUGAAUCGCAAACGGAGGAAAACUCCAAUGCGUCCAGUGAUGCUGGUGGUACUACACCUACUUCACAGCCCACAACAGCGCCAAAUUUCACACCAGAUGCAAAGAGCAGCAAUAAUGGUGGUAACGGUAACGGUGGCGGAACGGCCUCUGGUUCAAAUUCACCACGCAGCAACAGUAAUGGCAGCAACAAUCAAAAUCCCAAUAGUAAUGGCAACAGUACGGCAACUGCAACUGCCGCAGCUACCGCGGAAGUGGCAUGUUCGUGACCGACGCUAACCACAACAACGAAUCCAA